Molecule: messenger RNA, 1921 nt
Organism: Echinops telfairi (small Madagascar hedgehog)
Lineage: Eukaryota; Metazoa; Chordata; Mammalia; Afrosoricida; Tenrecidae
Gene: IFT54
Product: TRAF3 interacting protein 1
Exons: 18
Coding region: 17-1921 (634 amino acids)
Biological process (GO): intraciliary transport; cilium assembly; regulation of microtubule cytoskeleton organization
Cellular component (GO): centrosome; intraciliary transport particle B; ciliary basal body
Molecular function (GO): microtubule binding
Source: RefSeq, a predicted model, not a curated record
CGUCCAGUCCAAGCCAAUGGUGAUCCGCACGACUGGUUUCAUGAAGGGCCUGUACAGCGACUCUGAACUCAAGUCCGACAACGUGAAGGAUAAAGAUGCCAAAAUUGGCUUCCUGCAGAAGGCCAUCGACGUGCUGGUCCUGGUCUCUGGGGAGCCGCUGAGCGCCAAGCCCGCACGCAUCGUGGCUGGCCAUGAGCCUGAGAGGACCAACGAGCUGCUGCAGAUGCUGGGGCGCUGCUGCCUCAGCAAGCUCCCCAGUGAGGACGCUGUGCGGAGAGUUCUGGCUGGAGAGCGGGGCGACUGGAAAGGCAGGGCCGCCAAGUCCCAGGAGACAGAUAACAAGGGCCUCAAGGAUGGGGCCCCCCGGCCGCACAAGGACAAGGAGGAGAGAAGGAACUCCGGGACAGAGGAAAGCCCCGGCCCCGAGCAGAGACCCCCGGCGGAGCCCAGGGAAGAGCGCCCACCCCGGGACAAGGAGCGAGCGCGGCCCCGCGAGCCCCCCGAGAAGGAGAGCAGGGGCAGGGCCAGACCGGAGCGAGAGCGGGCCCACAGGGACCGCACAGUGGAGCGGCCGCAGCGAGACAAAGAGCGGGCCAGGGAGCGCGACAGGGACCGGGACCGGGACCGACGCAGGGCCAGGAAUGGAGGCCCUGCCCGGGACCCCAUGAGGGACCCCAAUGGAGAGCACUCGAGGCCAGAGAAAAAGUCUGCAGGCGCAGGAGCGGGGUCUAAGAAGCCAGCAGACGGGCCUCUCAGAGACACCAAGGCCGAGGUGGAGACUGAGGUCUCCCAGUUGCAGACGACAAAGGCGUCGAAACGGCGGUCGAAAACCUCCGGGGAAGGAAGAAAGGAAGGGAGUGUCCCGUCUAGAGCUGCAGAGCCUGCCUUGGCAGCGUGCGGACCAGAUAGCGAAGCAGGUCAGGCCACGGCAGCCCCAGAAGGAGGGGCCCAAGAUGCUCAUCCUCCUGCCACCAGUGUCUCCAGCGACAGUGCCGCCAUGCUGUGGCCAGAGAGCCUCCUGGCUGGGCCGGCAGCAAAGCCCAAAGGGGACUCUGCCAGCGAUGCAGAGAGAGAAGUGGGGCCUGCGGACCAAGAGAAGUCUGAGGUGCCCGAGAACGCGGAAGUCCCCAGCGAGCUGGCGUCCAGCCUCAGAAAGACACCUCGGCCGGCUAGCGCCAGACCGGCCCCUCCCCGGAUCAAGCGACAGGAAAGCUCAGAGGUGUUAGCUGUUGACAGGGUGGGCAGUGGCAGGGCGCCGUCUCACGUGAUCACAGACUCGCAGCUCUCGGACAACGAGGAGGACGAGCAGUUUGUGGUGGAGGCCGCCCCCCAGCUCUCGGAAGUGCCCGAGGUGGAAGCGGUGGCAGCCAUGGACCUGGACGAGGACGAGAAGCACGGCGGGCUGGUGAAGAAGAUUCUGGAGACCAAGAAGGACUACGAGAAAGCGCAGCCGUCACCCAGAGCUGGCGAGAAGGAGAAGUCGCUGGUCUACGAGUCAGCCUGGCGGAAGGAGAAGGACAUCGCCUGCAAGGAGAUGGAGAAGCUGCGCACGUCCAUCCAGACGCUGUGCCGGAGCGCGCUGCCCCUGGGCAAGAUCAUGGACUAUCUCCAGGAGGACGUGGAUGCCAUGCAGAACGAGCUGCAGCUGUGGCACAGCGAGAGCCGGCAGCACGCCGAGGCCCUGCAGCAGGAGCAGAGGUCAGCUUGGGGAGUGGGGUGUACUGGGGGCCCUGCAGCAGGAACAGAGCCUCCAAAGCCCUCUGCCCCGGAAUGGCCUGAGCACCAGGAGCAGGCUGGAGACCGGCUGGGCCGCGGACACUCGUUAAUUGUCAAGAAGUUCCCAGCCGUUGUGCAAAAACAAGGUGUCGGCCUGUACCGGAGCUCAGUGGACCACAAGGUGGAGGCGGUCUCUGUGCCCUGA